Messenger RNA from Xiphophorus couchianus (Monterrey platyfish), 2412 nucleotides. Its product is annotated as phosphoglucomutase-1-like. Gene Ontology annotation, molecular function: phosphoglucomutase activity; magnesium ion binding. Lineage: Eukaryota; Metazoa; Chordata; Actinopteri; Cyprinodontiformes; Poeciliidae. The transcript has 11 exons. The coding region runs from base 1 to 1695 and encodes 564 amino acids. Gene Ontology annotation, biological process: carbohydrate metabolic process. The record is from RefSeq and is a predicted model, not a curated record. Gene Ontology annotation, cellular component: cytosol.
AUGGAGAACGGGCCUCUGCAGGUCCUGACCUUCCCCACGGCCCCUUACCCCGACCAGAGACCAGGAGCCAGCGGCCUUAGGAAGAAGGUUUAUGUGUUUCAGUCCAAGAGGAACUAUCUGCACAACUUCAUCCAGAGUAUCUUCUCUUCCAUAGACCUGCCUGACCGUCAGGGUGCAACCCUGGUGGUGGGAGGAGACGGACGUUUCUUCAACAGAACGGCUAUCGGGGUCCUCGUUCAGAUGGCAGCCGCCAACGGGAUUGGCCGCCUUAUCAUUGGUCACCAUGGGAUGAUGUCAACGCCAGCCGUGUCCUGUGUGAUCAGGAAAUACAAAGCCAUUGGUGGGAUCAUCCUCACUGCCAGCCACAACCCUGGCGGACCCAAUGGAGACUUUGGCAUCAAAUUUAACACAGCGAGUGGAGGUCCAGCCAAGGAGGAGGUCACGAGCAAGAUCUACCAGCUCAGCAGAACCAUCGAGGAGUUUGCCAUUUGCCCCGGAUUGAGUGUGGAUCUGAAAACGCUCGGCAAACAGGCGUUUGAUCUGGAGAACAAGUUCAAACCCUUCACAGUGGAGAUAGUUGACCCUGUGGAGUCCUACGCCAACCUUCUGAGGAACAUCUUUGACUUUGCGGCUUUGAAGGAACUUCUAUCUGGCGAGAAUCAUAUCAACAUAAGGCUGGACACCAUGCAUGGAGUGCUGGGACCAUAUGUGAAGAGAAUACUGUGUGAGGAGCUGGGCUGCCCAGCAAAUUCUGCCAUUAACUGUGUCCCGUUGGAAGACUUCGGAGGUCAACCGCCCGAUCCGAACCUUAUGUACGCCACAGACCUGGUUGACAGCAUGAGAGACGGACAGUAUGACUUUGGAGCAGCGUUCGACGGGGACGGGGACCGCAGCAUGAUCCUGGGUAAGCACGGCUUCUUCGUCACCCCGUCUGACUCCGUGGCUGUGGUAGCCGACAACAUCUUCUGCAUCCCGUACUUUCAGCACACGGGCGUCAGAGGCUUUGCCCGCAGCAUGCCCACAAGCACGGCGUUGGACAGAGUAGCCAAAGCAACGAAAAUAGAGCUGCAUGAAACUCCCACCGGCUGGAGGUUCUUUGGGAACCUGAUGGACGCCGGCAUGCUGUCUUUGUGCGGAGAGGAAAGCUUUGCAACAGGCGGGGACCACAUUCGCGAGAAGGAUGGGCUUUGGGCUGUGCUGGCAUGGCUGUCCAUCAUCGCGACCAGACGGCAGAGUGUGGAGGAUAUUUUGAAGGAUCACUGGCUAAAAUAUGGAAGGAAUUACUUCACAAGGUAUGACUAUGAGAACGUAGACAUAGAUGCGGCGUGUGACAUGAUGGAGGACCUGGAGAUUCUGAUCUCUGACAAGUCCUUUGCGAAGCAGAGAUUCGCGGUCGGGGACAAAAUCUACCAGGUGGAAAAAGCCGACAACUUCGAAUACACCGACCCGUUGGACAGCACCAUAACCAGGAAUCAGGGACUGCGGAUCAUCUUCUCUGAUGGUUCCAGGAUCGUCUACAGACUGGGUGGGACGGGCGCCGAGGGAGCCACCGUCAGGAUCUACAUCGACAGCCACGAAAGGAAACUCCUAUUUGAAGAGACGCAGGUGAUGCUGGCACCCCUGGCGACCAUUGCUCUGAAGAUUUCUCAGCUUCACCACAGGAUGGGUCGAAUCGGCCCGUCGCUCAUUACGUAAACCCUCCCCCGGAUGCCCUCAACUUACAGGAUUUUUUUUUCUUUUUCUGUUUUGUUUUAUUGUUCUGCCUUUCAUUUUUCUAUAAACAGAGCAGGAAGUCAAAGAGUGAAAGCACUGUGUGCAACAGAUGAAAUUUCUGACUCAUAUUUGUAGUUUUCCUCAUGCAUCUGGUAUGUAAUCGAGUGUGAUAUUUUUGUUUUGUUUUGUUUUGUUUUUUUGCCAUUUAUCUGCUUUGUGCUUAUGGAUUUUUAUCUCAGUUUGGUUUGUGCCAGAUCAGAGUAAGUAAUUAUUCCACACAGCAUGUCUCUGUUUCCUUCCACUGUAAUUGUUUUCUUAAUAUUAGGACUUGGAAGAAAGAUUGUUUUCUGAAGACUACUAUCAGCUGAAUUUCACAUAAUCAAGACAGCUACAUAUUUUAUACAAUGUUAUAUUUGAAUACAGACACUGACUCAGUUAAAAACAUGGUAAUAAAACAAACUUCUUUCUUUAAGCUUCAAACUUCAAUCGUUUAUGUUCUCUAAAUUGGGGAAAUUAAAACUCCUCAGCGAAUAAUAACUUAAAACUGAGCAAAAACCAGCCCACCAUUAAAACCAGCACUCCAGAAAAUUAGAAAAAACAAAAACAAGGCAGCAUUUCAUUAUAUUGUUCACCAGAAAAAAUUAACUCUUUUUUUUUCCCUCUGUCAUCAUGAAUAAACCCACGUUUCUUUGUACCGUG